CUGCUGACGGGGCACGGCCUCCCGAGUUCGUCGGAAGAGGCGUGGCUGCCGCUCACGAGCGGCCGCGGAGGAGGCGGGCCCGGGGGCCGGGGCUCGACGAGGGGGCGGUGGUCGGUGGCGCGCGGCGCGGCGCGGCGCGGCGGUUUCCUCGGUAACGGCGCGAGCGGCGGCGGCGGCUGGUGGCGGGCCGGGCCGGGUCUGGGCGGCAUCUUGCGGGCCGAGGUGAUAUCUGUGUAUUUGAGCAAGAAUUAUGGGAUUGUUUGAUAAGCUAGCAGGAUGGCUUGGGCUGAAGAAAAAGGAGGUUCAUGUUUUGUGCCUUGGUUUGGACAACAGUGGCAAAACAACAAUCAUAAAUAAACUUAAACCUUCAAAUGCUCAAACUCAGGACAUAGUUCCAACAAUAGGAUUCAGUAUAGAGAAAUUUAAGACAUCCAGUUUGUCUUUCACAGUGUUUGAUAUGUCAGGCCAAGGCAGAUACAGAAACCUCUGGGAACAUUACUACAAAGAAGGCCAAGCCAUUAUUUUUGUCAUUGAUAGCAGUGACAAAUUAAGAAUGGUUGUGGCCAAAGAAGAACUUGACACCCUUCUGAAUCAUCCAGGAUACAGCCUUCAAAGAAUUGCAAUUACAGAUAUUAAGCACCGUCGUCUGCCUAUUCUGUUCUUUGCUAACAAGAUGGACCUCAGGGAUGCAAUAUCAUCUGUGAAAGUAUCUCAGUUAUUGUCAUUAGAAAACAUCAAAGACAAACCCUGGCAUAUCUGUGCCAGUGAUGCUCUCAAAGGGGAAGGAUUACAAGAAGGUGUGGAUUGGCUCCAAGAUCAGAUCCAAGCAAUGAAGACAUGAGAGGUCAAUAAAAGAUAUAUGCCAUUGUCUUGUAAACUUUAUCAAUAGAUGUACAGGCCUCUUGGAAAGGAAGAAAGAUUUAAAGAAAACAAACAGUUCAGCUAAAUAUUCUGUAUUCUUUUGUUUCCUUUUAGUAUCUCUAAGUAACUGAAUCUUUUAGAAAACAUAGCACCUCAGGUAUGCACAUCCAUGCAUUAAAUUGAAUCUUGUGACUGGAGAGCAUAUUAAAACAAACAAACAAAAAAAACCCUCUUUGUGUUAACUGUAAGCAUCUGCAAUCAUUUGAAUUUUAGGUGAGAAUUAUGUCCUCUAGAUAUCCAGAAGUGUUCCACUGUUUUUUUGAUAUACCUUUUGAGAAAACAAGAAUGUUAGUAUGCCAGAGGGUGAAUAAUAGCACUUUCUGAAAUAAGCCUGCAUGAGGUACCUAAAAAUGGGCACCUAAAAUCAGCAGGUAUUUCUGGAAUUUUUUACCAUAUACAUUGAUGUUGGGUUUUUUAGUAAAACUGUCUAAUAUAGGGUACUAGAAGAAUAUUUUGAUUGAAGAUAUAAUGAUUCAAAUAUGAAAUGUAUUUGUUAUAAAUGAUUGCGGAUGUUUUUAAGGAACCGCUUAUAAUGAAAUAUUUUGAAUUGUGUUUGUGAUGUGCCACGGUUAUAUUUACAUUCCUAUCAAUAAAACCUUAAGUUAAAAAAAGACAUGUAUAUUUGAAUAUGUUCAGUGAUGGUCUUGCUAUCAUAGAGAUUUUUACAUUUCAGUUAGUUUCAUUUGGAAUUUAUUUGGCCAUCUUCCGCUGGAAAUAGAAUUCUGUACUGUAAUAAAACCAAAUGUCUUGCCUCAAGGUUUAUUUGAACUGCAUAUAUUUGUUACACUCUCUGAUAAGCUAGACUUCUAUUCCAGGUUUUUAGAGAAAGUAUGGUUGAAAGUUGUAUUUUGUGAACACAGUUAAGGGACAGUUCACUACAUCAUUAAUAUGAAAUAUGUCUUAUACUUUUGUUGUGUAUGAAAACUAUUCUACUUUCAAGAAUGAUUUUGAGUAAACUUUGUCUUCAAAGAUGCACUCUAGGUAACAAAUUGAGUGGCUGCUAAGAACUUUAUUUUUAUAAUGCCACCUCUUUUCCUUUUUUCCUCUCUCCCCCUCUCUAAGAAAGCAAGAAGUCUAGCACUGGGAAUGAUGAAGACUAUUUAACUGAGUGACUAGCUGACUCCUGUGGGAGAUGUAGUAUGUUGGUCUUGCAAAUGCUUUUUUCCCCCUCACUAACAUACAAAACAAACGCUCUGUAAGCCUGCCUUCUAGGUCUCACUUAAUAAAGGAAUACUUAGAGCAAAGGGAACUGCUUGAAAUGGUAGAACAGUUUCUACGUGCUUUCAGUUAAAUCAUUAUUAAACUGUUAAAAAUAACUCUCCUCAUUUGCCAGAGGGAACUGAGUCUUACUCUAAGAUCUUUCCUAUAGGAUGUUUUAAAUCUGACAGUUCUGUUUGUCAUGAAGGUACUAAUGCUUCAAGUCCCUUUCCAUGAUCUCUUUGGCCUUCUCUCAAUUCUGAAUUUAAGUGUGUGCAAAAUGAAAUACAAUCCUGAUUUCCUGUUUUUUUUGUAUUUUUUUUUUUUUUUUACUCUGAAUUCUGUGGCAGAUGACAUUCUGAUUUAUUUUGCAUUGGAUAAUAUGUUAACAAGAAUAACACUUGCUGGAAAUGUAGUUUUCUCAGUAUAAAUAUUUUGUAAUUAUUUUGGUUCACUUAGAUAUUUUAUUUGAAUGAAAUACUUAAUUUGAAGUUGGCAUUUUUUUCUACCAAAGCAAAUAUUUAAGUUCUUAUAUAAAAGAUCUAGCUACAUUUCUGACUUUCUUGAAUAAAAAUGUUUCUGAAUUUGAA
This is a messenger RNA of Dromaius novaehollandiae (emu), 2708 nucleotides long. RefSeq names its product ADP ribosylation factor like GTPase 6 (gene ARL6). Lineage: Eukaryota; Metazoa; Chordata; Aves; Casuariiformes; Dromaiidae. Gene Ontology annotation, biological process: vesicle-mediated transport; intracellular protein transport; cilium assembly. The transcript is spliced from 9 exons. Gene Ontology annotation, cellular component: axoneme; cytoplasm. The record is from RefSeq and is a predicted model, not a curated record. The coding region runs from base 251 to 841 and encodes 196 amino acids. Gene Ontology annotation, molecular function: GTP binding; GTPase activity.